AUGGCCGUUGUGCUCUACAAGAAACAUUGUGAUGAUGAAAAGCAGUCCAGGGCAACAGCCAUGGAAGCGUAUGGAAAAAAUGCAGGUCAACUUAAAUUUCGAAUACCAAAGAAGAAAGCCAAUGCACAACCAGAUGAAAUCCAUAUUCAGUCCCCUUUGUCCAGACUCAGAGAUGCCCACCAGUGGGACUACCCUUUAAAAGAGUGGAAGUUGGAAACUAGAAAUAAUUCGUAUCACGCAAACCGGAACAGGAAAAGACACUUCGAGAAAUGUCACAUAAAUUAUGAAGGAGCAGCAUUUGGGUAUGGCAGGCAACCCAAAGUUAUGUUGACGAAUGUCCUGAAGACGGAAGUAGGAAGAAAAUACAUAAAGCCACAGCUUAUAACUGAUGCUAAUUUAUCUCAUGCUGUCACGUUGCAAUCAGCUCGGCAAACCUCAUCAUCUGUUGACAGUAUAGAGAUAUGGCAAAUAUUAAGUUCUCCUCACCAAAGCCUUUUUAUAUCUAAAAGGCAACCCAAAGUUACCUUGACGAAUGUUCUGAGGACGAAAACAGGAAGAAAAUACGUGCAAACUCACCUGUUAGCUGAUGCUAAUCUAUCUGAUGCUAGCAACUUGCAAUCAGAUGAAGAGCCCUCCUUAUCUGUUGCCAGCCUAGAAUCAUGUCAAAAAAUAAGUUCUCAUCAAAGCUGUGUUUUAUCAAAAAGGUAUGGAAGAUCUCAGAGAAGGCCAAAUGACCAUAUUCUGAAACCCUGUAAAGAUACAGAAAGUAGCAACCCAAUGCUGAUUGUAAGAAGAUGUGAUGUGGUGUUAGAAGACUGUAACAUACAGAAUAAAGAAAGAGAUAGUCAAGAGAGAAGAAGAAAAGAUUCAAAGACUGCCUCUCCUGGUUUAAGGGAAACAUGCUUUCAACAUAAUGAAUGCAGAAAAAGAAGAGGUGACGGUUUUUCAAGUCAGUGGAAUGUACAUUCUCGAAAAAAAUCAUCAUUGCCUAGUAAAGAACAGAGUACAGAACCAAUUGAGUCACCUGGCUUCAGAUGCUCAAGUGAGAAUCACCAGGGUCAAGACCAUAACCCUCAGCAGGAAAACAUUCUCCAGCCUUUGGAACUGGACUGUUGUGAAACCUUCACCACUGCUAAUCAGAAUACUUCUGUCAGUUGUCCAGGUGAAAGCUGCUCAAAUAUUUCUCCCAAGAGAAGGCAGCACUCCGUCAUCAGUAAGGAUGUCCAGAUUUCACUCCUAGUCAGUUCUCCUAGGAAAGAAGAAGGGAAUACAGCUCUACCUUUGGAGGAACCUGGGAAUAUAGUGGAAAAGAGUAAAAAGACAGCUGAUUCAGCAGAGCCAAUUGUCCUUUCUAGUGAUGAAGAAGAAAGUGCUGAUGCAAAAGAUACAAAGCUCCGUCUCCAGACUGCGAAAGGCCACAUACCUGAGAGUAAAGAAACAGAACAAGAAUACGUGCUGCCUUUGUCAGAAGAGCCAUCACAGGGUUUAAUUGAAAGCAAGACUGAACAAGUUUCCACUGACUCGCUUAUACGUAAGGUUACUUCAGACUGUAAGUCCAGUGAACACGCGGAUCUUCUCUUAGAUGUCAAGUUUGCCAUUAUUUUUAUUGGAAACUAUAAAGGAACAGCAACAGGUUGUACCAGAUUUACAACCAGUUAUAUUAAGAUUCCAUUUGAAGUGGCCCUUAAUGAGAAUGUGGACCUGUUAAUAGAUACUAGGCACUUAACAAAGGUUGGUCUGUGGAGUGGUCAUAAUGAUUCCUCAGCUUUGAGGAGUGAUGAUGUCAUUUUCCUUUGGCUGUCAUCAAAUUAUGUGGAACAGAUUGAAAAUCAAAUAGUAACAUCCAUGCUAAACAACAAAGCGAAGAGUACUGAAUUCCUUUUCCUGAAGCUGUCUCAGUCACUUACAGAAGGGGAGCAGGUCGUAUUGAACAAGAUAAUUUCGGAAGUAAGCAAGAAGAAUUCCACUCCGGAUCUCGCUGACUUUUUGCCUUGGAAAGAGGCAGUUCUGUUGCUUCAAGAUAUAUCCUCUGAGGAAAGCUCCAUCGUUGCCGAUUGGUUUACGUUGUUUCAGCAGCUAAAGGAGAGUACUUCUGUUAUGGUGGAGCUGCCACCUCAGGAAUCAAAACCAAGCCCCACCAAGCCCAGUUACUGUCUGUUGCAGAAGCAAAGUGGCAGCCAAUAUUCCUUUUCAAUGUCGUCUGCAAAAGAGGAUGAAUGGAAAGAAUUCCAAGAGAACCCAUCUGUUCAGUACUUGAUCGUUUAUCCUCCCCCACCUACUAAAGGAGGACUGGGUGUCACAAGAGAGGACUUGGAGUGUUUGGAGUAUGGAGAAUUCCUCAAUGAUGUGAUCAUUGACUUUUACCUUAAGUACCUCUUGUUGGAGAAAGCUCCCAGACAGCUUGCUGAACAGUCGCACAUAUUUAGUAGUUUCUUCUAUAAAUGCUUGACCAGGACAGAAAAGAACUCGGAAGAAAAUCCAAACCUUUCACUGGCACAGAGAAGACAUAAAAGAGUAAAAAGAUGGACUCGGCAUAUAAAUAUUUUUAAUAAAGACUACAUUUUUGUGCCUGUGAAUGAAGAAUCUCAUUGGUACAUUGCAGUUAUUUGCUUCCCUUGGCUAGAAGAAGUUGUUUAUGAAGAUUUUCUGGGUCAGAGUUCACGGCAGCCACCCAUCCACCAAUUUCCAGUCCAUUCAGAAAUGAAAAGUGAAACUGUUAGAACAGAAACUGUUUUGGUCUUUAAUGAUAAUUGGAAUGAUAAAGAAGAAGCCACUAAAAAUAGUAGCCUACAGCCAAAUGAUAAUGGUCAACAUGAAAGGCUGUCUCCAGCACUGGAUUCCAGAAGUUCCAAAAGUUCUUCAAGCAGUUCUAAAACCAAGAAGCUUUGUAAAAGGCCAUGUAUCCUCAUAUUGGAUUCCCUGAAGGCAAGUUCCAUACAGAAUACAGUUCAAGUCUUGAGAGAAUAUUUAGAACUGGAAUGGGAAGCAAAACGCAAAACAUGUCGUGAGUUCAGCAAAUCAACAAUGGAGGAUUUCUGUCCAAGAGUCCCUAAGCAAGAUAACAAUAGUGAUUGUGGAGUGUAUUUACUGCAGUAUGUGGAAACUUUCUUCCAGAAUCCUGUCGUUAACUUUGAACUUCCACUGCACUUGGACCGCUGGUUCCCUCGUCAGGCGGUGAGAAACAAGCGGGAAGAAAUUAGAGACUUGAUCUUGCGGCUUCACUUGCAACAGCAGAGGGGUAGCAAGAGCUAGCUGGACUGCUCUUCCAAUCUUGCAA
Euleptes europaea (tarantolino) is the source of this 3277-nucleotide messenger RNA. It is a transcript of the gene SENP7, whose product is annotated as SUMO specific peptidase 7. Bases 1 to 3252 code for a protein of 1083 amino acids. Gene Ontology annotation, molecular function: SUMO-specific endopeptidase activity. The record is from RefSeq and is a predicted model, not a curated record. NCBI's taxonomy places the organism in Eukaryota, Metazoa, Chordata, Lepidosauria, Squamata, Sphaerodactylidae. The transcript is spliced from 24 exons. Gene Ontology annotation, biological process: protein desumoylation. Gene Ontology annotation, cellular component: cytoplasm; nucleus.